This is a messenger RNA of Salmo salar (Atlantic salmon), 1336 nucleotides long. The record is from RefSeq and is a predicted model, not a curated record. Lineage: Eukaryota; Metazoa; Chordata; Actinopteri; Salmoniformes; Salmonidae.
UACAAUCCCCAAACCCCCUUGUUUAAAGCCGACCGUAAACAGAAAGCGGAAACAAUAGAGAACCGCAAACACACACCCUUGUCUUGGCGAUCUACUCGGGGAAAUAAAAUACCUUUACCUUUUAAGCAAUACUAUUAAAGUAGACAUCUAAGAAAAUACCAAGUCGACGAGUACUUAGGGGCAUUUGACUAAGUUGGUCACCAUGGCGCUGAAAAGAAUACAGAAGGAGCUUCAUGACCUGCAGAGGGACCCGCCAGCACAGUGCUCUGCUGGACCCGUGGGAGAGGACUUGUUCCAUUGGCAAGCAACAAUAAUGGGGCCAGGUGAUAGUCCAUACCAAAGUGGGGUCUUCUUUCUCACAAUCCACUUCCCCACCGACUAUCCCUUCAAGCCACCAAAGGUAGCGUUCACAACGAAGAUUUAUCAUCCGAACAUCAACAGUAACGGCAGCAUUUGCUUGGACAUCUUGCGAUCCCAGUGGUCUCCAGCAUUGACUGUAUCAAAAGUUCUUUUGUCCAUAUGUUCGUUGCUUUGUGACCCGAACCCAGACGACCCCCUAGUUCCAGACAUAGCACAGAUCUACAAACUAGACAAAGAGAAAUACAACAGACUAGCAAGAGAUUGGACCCAGAAGUAUGCAAUGUAAAGGCCCUCCUGAAGAUUUUUUUUAAAGUCACAAAACACUGUACAUUCUGGUAAUAGAAAGUAAACUUAGGUGAUAUGGAACACAUUGUACUGUCAACAUUUAUCAUGUGAACCCAUGAACUAUAGAUGAUUUUGUGUUUACAGGGGGUAUACACUGCACAUAUGUACAUUAAGGGUGACAUAGGGUGACAGAUAUGGGGAACAACAACUGUACAUUGUUGUUAUCCCUACUUCCUGGUUUUGGGGAACAUUUGUUUCUCGUCUCAUGAAUGGAAGAGGAAGUCAUUAGAAUACUGUAGCCCACGGUUACAUUCAGAAUACUGUUGCCUGCUGUUCCAGUCAUCAGAAUACUGUAGCCUGCUGUUCCAGUCAUCAGAAUACUGUAGCCUGCUGUUCCAGUCAUCAGAAUACUGUGUCCUACUGCUACAGUACAACAUACUCAUGGCUCUGUUGACUGUCACCCAUAAAGAGGGAAAUUGAGGAAUCAAACCAAUUUUACUGUUUUUUUAUUUUUAUUUUAUUGUAUCAAACUAUUCUGGAACUACUUUAGUUGUUUUAGCAUUAAGUCAGAACUUGUAACAUUAAAACAUUGAAAUACAUACUCUGCAAAUAACAGUGAUUUAGGGUCUUCAAUUAUGGCUUAUGCUGUUUAGCACUUUUGUAUAAUUAAUAAAGAAUUGUACACUUUUUA